Molecule: messenger RNA, 3090 nt
Organism: Bufo bufo (common toad)
Lineage: Eukaryota; Metazoa; Chordata; Amphibia; Anura; Bufonidae
Gene: DELE1
Product: DAP3 binding cell death enhancer 1
Exons: 12
Coding region: 121-1674 (517 amino acids)
Molecular function (GO): protein binding
Source: RefSeq, a predicted model, not a curated record
GCGUCAUCGCAGAAACUCCGCCCCUCCUUUCCGCACUCUAAGAGGGUCAUCACUGAUCAGGCUGCUCGGCUGCGCAUGCGCGCUGGCGUUUGAAGUCCUGUGAUCUGGACCGGGGUAGCCAUGUGGCGGAUUUCGGGGCUCCUGUCUAGAGCCCUGAACCGCUUCCAUGCAGCCAACGUCCAGGGCUGUGUACAUGGGGAAGCUGAAACACUGAACCCUUCCUCCUUGAUUCCCUUGGGACAGAAUGCAGGUAGCAGAAGUUACAACUCCCAGUCUUCAGGUGAACACGGUGGUCAGAAUGGACAGAGACAGAAGAAAAAAGGGAACUUUCAGUUCUGCACUGGUCAGCUGCCACGGUACUGCAUGCUGGAUGCUGUUGGAGUGGGUGCAGCAGCUGUAUUUUUCCUGCAUUUGGCUCGCCAGAUCUCGUUCCAUUACUCUACCAGUCCCUCUCGGGAAGACAGACGCCCUCGAAGUACUUAUCUGGAACAGAUCCUUGCAUCUUUCUCCCAAUGCAACAAUCUCUCUGUGAAAAGUCACAUUGUGCCAAAAACAAUCCAGCCUUGUACCUGGAAUGAUCUGCGUUUGCAAAGUGAAGCUACUCGGCAAGAUGCAGAUGCCUCCCUCGAGCUCUCCUCUUCAGCACCCUCUAGUGGCCCACUUCAGGUGGCGGAACAAGGAGAAUCACGGACUGAGGACUUUCUUGAUAUCGACUCCUCAUAUGAACCAGACAGUAGAGAGGCUAACGUGUUAAAAUCUACUCAAGAGCCAUUGGAACCAAAGGAAGAAACUGGAGAAUCUCUUCAGGGUGCUGCCUCGCGACUGUUGGACAUUACGGAGACCAGCAUGCCUACAGUGCUGAAUAUCUUUGGUAUCGUCAGUGCAAGAGACAGUGAAGACUAUGGAACUGCCUUCCAGUUUUUCCGGGAGUCUGCAGAAGCCGGCUACAGCAAGGCUCAGUACAACACAGCUGUAUGCUAUGAGAAAGGGAAAGGUGUCAAGAAAGAUAUGGCUAAAUCUGCAGAGUUUUAUCUCUUAGCUGCCAGAGGAGGGCAUCAGCAAGCCAAAUAUCGCUAUGCCCGUUAUGUCAUUAAUGCAAAACCUGAAGACACCCAUUCAGCAGUUAAAAUGAUGCAAGAAGCAGCUGAAGCGGGGGUGAAGGAGGCUCAAGCCUAUCUGGGGGUCUUCUAUAGUAAAGAAUCACAUUUUGAUCCUCAGAAAGCAGCCAAAUAUUUUUGGAUGGCAGCUGAAAAUGGGGAUGUACAAAGUCGGUAUAAUCUUGGCGUGUGUUACGAAAGAGGAUUUGGGGUUCCAGCCAGCAGACAGGAGGCUUUAAGACAUUUUGAAAGAGCUGCAAAAUUGGAACAUGUAGCAUCUCAGCAGAAACUCCAUGAAAUGCAACUUCAUGUAAAUGAUGAACUAAGUUCUCCUCUAGCCAGUCUUCGAACAACUUCCAGCCCCUGUCUUCCUGUUUUGGAGCGUCUGAAGAUCCGGAUGAAACCCAACAGCAACUUAUCUGCAAACAGCACAAGCAACCUGGGGCUACCUCAUUCACUGAGCACUGGCAACCUAAUGAUGUGUCCAACGGAGAGCGGCAGCUACCUCUUGGCACCGACGCAUGUGACGGGCAUAGCACUUCCAAUGGCCUCUCUAAGAGCCAUUGGAGUUGGAUGAGCAGUUUUACAGGAGGCAGCUACUGUGCACCAGGAUAUUUGAAAUCUGGUUAUCCACAUGAAUUGCCUCGGUGGCACAGGAUGUGCCACAAGCCAUUGCACCUUGUAGACUGUAUCGGAAAUAAUAUAUUGGUGUUAAUAUGAUGUGAGCAGAUCUUUUGCCACAUCUGAUCAGUAUAAUUCUAGUGCCUUAAUCAGCCUCUCUGCAGCCAGUAUCACUCUUAAUAAUGGAGGACAGGCCUCAUUUAUCAGCACUGGUAAGAUAUAGCCUAGCCGCAGCAGUUGGUAAAGGUAAAUUGUAAAAGUUUUAAAGGGGUUGCGCCAAAAUUUAAGUUAUCCCCUAUCCACAGGCUAGAGGAUAACUAGCUGGUUGCUGGGCAUCCAACGUCUGGCACCCCCACCAAUCCCAAGAACAGGUCCUAUUCCCACAAUCGGAAGGCAGGUUCUGGUAAAUGGCAUCACCCGUCUGUUCCAUCUAAGGGACAAUGCUGAUGUCUGACAGUCAACACAGCCCCUGAAAGUAGUUUUAAAAGUACCACUUCUUGUCCCAUGCGGCCAAUCGUGUACAUGCCAGUCUGCACUGUCAUGCCAGGGGCAUGGAUUGAAAAAAAAAAAAUGUAAAAGAACGUAACGCACUACUUGCAAAAAGUGAAUGGGCGAUAGCUCCAUUGUUUUGGGUAUUGACUAGCUGGAAAAAAUAAUGUUUUUUGACAGACAGUUGGUUGUUAUUAUGAACAGUGGUUGGCCAUAAUGGAACAUGUCCUAUUUUUAUAGAUUUUUAUUUUUAUAUGCUCAUUUUAUGUCACAGUUUUCAUUAAUAACCAGAUUUUACUGUUACAAUCGCUCUGAACUACUCGAAUCAUAGCUAGAAUUAAUACGUGUAAACUGGCCACACAUGGCUGGCUUUCAAAGUCACUAAACAAAUGAUCCAUCAGUACUGGAGGAAGCUGGGGGGGAGUUGGAGGGAUUGAUUUAUUCUACUAUACAUCAUUACCAAAAAUUAUGUGUUUUGGGAUGUGUGUUUUGGUUUUUUGAUUCUGCUCUCUGUGGAGAAACUUUAUCCUCUGCCAUAUAUAGGAGAGCUCUCCUAACAGGUAUGACAGGAGGAGUUCUGCUCACACUGUCAUCAUGGCUGCCUUCUUUUAAUGCCCCUUUUCAUAAUGCCAGUUAGGAUGCAGGGAUUAAAAAAAUAAAAUAAAAAAAUCGGUGAUGUGUGCAGGCACGUGAGCUCUGCUACCACUCAGGUCAUUGAUCAGCCAGAAGUGGUGAGAUGUAAGUAGACAUCACGUCAUACUUCGAGUCUACGGGUGACCAGAAGCAGAGGAGAAGGGAGCUCCGCACUGGAACCAUAGCACCAGUGCCAGGUGAGUUCUUUUUUUGUAUCCUACCUGGCAAUAUUAAAAGGGGUGUCCGCUCU